Messenger RNA from Limulus polyphemus (Atlantic horseshoe crab), 3489 nucleotides. RefSeq names its product nicotinamide phosphoribosyltransferase-like. The record is from RefSeq and is a predicted model, not a curated record. Lineage: Eukaryota; Metazoa; Arthropoda; Merostomata; Xiphosura; Limulidae. The coding region runs from base 215 to 1642 and encodes 475 amino acids. Gene Ontology annotation, molecular function: nicotinamide phosphoribosyltransferase activity. Gene Ontology annotation, biological process: NAD+ biosynthetic process. The transcript is spliced from 11 exons.
GGAGAAUGCCAGGAUCAAACCAUCCAUACGCUUCUCUGCAUCAGCUGAAGAAUUCCAAGCUCAAACAUCAUGAACUAUGUGAUCAUGUAGAACAUUAGAGUCUGCCUGGUACCAUAGUAUGUAAUUCAUGCAAAGUUUGAAAUAAUGUCUAAGACGGCGUUGUUUCCAUCUAGCAUCAGAAGUGAUCGUGGUUAGCAAUUCGUUUAAUAUUAAAAUGGCUGGGGAGUAUCCGGUGGAAAAAGUGAUUCUUGCUACUGACUCUUACAAGACAACUCAUCAUCUGCAAUACCCUUCAGAAACCACGACAGUGUACUCCUACUUUGAAAGUCGAGGAGGAAGAUUUCCAUAUACCGUAUUUUUUGGUUUACAGUACAUCAUAAAAAGAUGGUUAGUUGGACCUGUCAUCACAGAAAGUAAGAUUCAGGAAGCCAAAGAAAUCUGCCAAUCUCAUAUUAGACAAGAUAUCUUCAAUGAAGAAGGUUGGAGACACAUUCUUAUGAAGCAUAAAGGACAUCUUCCACUACGAAUUAAAGCAGUACCUGAAGGCUCUGUUGUCCCUACACGGAAUGUCCUUUUUACUGUUGAAAACACUGAUCCUGUUGUUCCAUGGCUAACAAACUGGUUUGAGACUCUUCUAGUUCAGACCUGGUAUCCUACUACAGUUGCUACUAAUUCAAGAUGUCAGAAAGAACUGCUUGCUAAGUACCUGUGUGAUACAGCAGAUGACUUAAACACACUUCCAAUGCAACUCCAUGAUUUUGGUUUUCGUGGAUGCUCCUCAGUAGAGUCAGCAGCCAUAGGAGGAGCAGCUCACAUGGUGAACUUUACAUCAACAGACUCAAUAGCUGGUCUACUGCUUAUUAGAAAUUACUAUGGAUGUAAUAUGGCUGGGUUUUCCAUUCCUGCCACAGAAGCCAGCACUAUGACAACAUGGGGUGUGUCUGGGGAAGUAGAAGCUUGUCGUAAUAUGCUAAACCACUUCUCCUCAGGAACUCUAGCUGUAGUUAGUGACAGUUAUGAUGUGUUUAAUUGCUGUGAAAAUAUCUGGGGUACAGAGUUAAAAGCUGCUGUCGAGGCCCGAGGAGAACAAGGGGGUGUACUAAUCAUCAGGCCUGACUCUGGGGAUCCAGCCACAGUGGUGUUAAAGAUCUUGAAUAUCUUAGGCAAACAAUUUGGGACAACUAAGAAUAAAAAAGGUUAUAAACUUCUCCCACCCUACAUUCGUUUAAUUCAGGGGGAUGGUAUCAGCUACAAAACUCUUGAACCAAUACUUCAGAAGUUAAAAGAAAACCAGUGGAGUACAGAUAAUGUAAUUUUUGGGAGUGGAGGUGCUCUCCUUCAGAAGCUAGACCGGGACACAUUGAAGUGUGCUUAUAAAUGUAGCUUUGCUGUUGUGGAUGGGAAAAAGAUCAACGUGUUUAAAAAACCAAUCACUGAUCCUGGAAAACAUUCCAAGAAAGGCCGGCUUUCACUAGAAAAGCAAGGAAAUUCAUACUUAACAAUUGAAGAAGGACUUGGUGAUCCAGAAAAGGACCUUUUAGUAACUGUGUUUGAAAAUGGAAAAUUAAUUCGAGAGUACACAUUUGAUGAAGUGAGAAGAAAUGCUGAACUAGAUACAGUAAAGAAUAAUAGGAAAACAUAGUACUGGAAGAUUCUUAUUAAUUUAUUGUUUAGGUUGAUUUACAGUCAUAAUAAUACAUUUUUGUAGAUUUUCAAUACACAAAUGGUGUUAAUGUUGAAAUACACUAACACUUGGAGAUCUCAUCUCUGUGAGUGUAAUGUUAUUGAUUUUGUGUCAAUCUUCCAUUUGUAACAGUGAUAACAUUCCUCUAAGUCUUAGAGGAAUGCAUAAAUGUGAUUAUUUGAUGAAUGUGAUAAGCCAAACCAUGACUUAUUCUACUAACUCAAUUUUGAAUCCUCAGAGAAGAAAUAUUUCUCUGGAAAAACAGUUAAUUUGCUUGCUUUGUUUACUGGUAGAAACGUAGUCCUGAUUUGGAUAGAGCAGUAGUCAUUGUUUUAGAUUUUUGAAAAGUUUGAUCUAAAAAAAAAAGACUGGAGACAAAUAUGAGAAACAAAACAUAUUCUGGAACUGAUGCGAUCCACAAUAACAUUUUUAGCGGGUUAGAUUUUAAAAUCAGUAAUUGAUUACAAGAUUUUUGUGAUUUUUAGACUAGUCUGUCAUUUUGUAAUCUUGUAAAGUUCUGAGAAGAGCAAUGUUUGAGAUACAUAAUCAUUUUAUAAUUAUUUAAUUAUUGUGGUGUUCUAACAAAUUUUUUAUAGCUUUCAAACUAUGAAGUAUGUAGCAGAGAGUUCUGAACCAAAAGACAUUGUGUAUGGGAUGUGUGAUGGACUUGAAAAUCGAUGCUUUAUUUGGUAUUCUAGUAGAAAUGUGAGAGACACAAGAUAUUUAGUAUUUUAGCAUGUUUUAGUAAAGUUUGAAAAUUGUGGGGAAUUUUUACUUUACAAGAUAGAAGAGGUAAUCGUAUAUAGAUAACAAGUUUCAUUGUUUUUAUACAUUUAGAAUCCUCUAUACAGUUUUCCAAGUUUCAACACCCUAUGAUACAUAAAGAAUUUUAACACAAGUGGGUAUUUAAUAUCCCUGAAUAGAUUUAAAUUAGCAUUUAAAACCAUUCUAUAGUAUACCUGAGUCUUUUAAUACCAGUGUGUCAUAGUAGCCGAGCAAAGGUGUAAGUAGAGUAGUUUUAGAACUUUUUAUCUUGUACAUCAAUCCUUUAAAAGUCACUUAUUAACCCGAGAAAGCUAGUAGAUAACAGAAAGUUUGAAAAAUUAUAUGUUGUAUACGUUAGUUGCUUAGAAUGCUUUUUAGACUUCCUGUUGUGGCAAAAUAUUUAAUGAAGAGAUUCAAAAUCUUGUGUGAAGUAUAUGAGUCACUGUGAAAUCAGUAAUUUACUUCCUUAGCAGUAUUUAACUGUUUGAAGGUAAGGAUGGGAAUGUUGAAAAUAUCAUUGUUUAGAUGAAAUCUAUUUUAAAUAUUUUUUAUUAGAAUAAUACAUUUUACAAAACAUGAAUUUGCAAGGUAGUGAAUUUUUCAUGCCAGAUUAACUUAGUCAUUUUCCACAGCUACAAUAUCUUAUAGUUUUCAUAGUCACCUGAAUAUAUUUACGUUUGUAAUAACUUUGUACGAAACAGCUACUCAUAAUUUAAAAAUAUAUUGGUAUUGGAUAUCCUGAUGUUAAACAGUUUUGUUUUUUUUACACUUAAUGGUAUUCAGGAAGAGUGAUUGUUGAUACUGUAAAAAAAAAAAGCUUGUACUCGUUAGAAGUGAUACAGUAAUUUAAUUUGGUUUUGAUUGUUAACAGUUGUAGCAUUUCCUUUUAUGGAAAAGGCAAGGAAGCAAUAAGAAUUAGCUUAAAAUAAUCAGUAUUAUAUUUGUUACUUAAUAUAACAGAUUUUAUUUUCUCAUUUUGUUGAUGCCCGUCUGUAUUCUUUAUAAAUAUAUAAUGUGAUGCUAAUAAAAAUCAAACCUCA